Paracoccidioides lutzii Pb01 is the source of this 518-nucleotide messenger RNA. RefSeq lists its product as hypothetical. The annotation marks the transcript as partial. The transcript has 2 exons. The record is from RefSeq and is a predicted model, not a curated record.
GGCUGCUCACGGACGAAGAGAUUCAAUGCAUCUCUACAAUCAGCCACAGGAGGUGUCAAGCCAGCGAAAGGUCUGAAGACCCUGGCGACCUCAGUUUAUGCAAUUUACCGCUGAUAUCUCUAUCACUAGUGAUUGAAGAAUUCUACAACUCGAUCAUGGACCUAAGCAUGGGACGUGAAGAUUCCUCAGCAGACCUAAGAGCUCAGCUGGCUGCUGCUACCAGUACACCUGUCAUGGACACCACUCAACCAUCUAACAGCACUCCCCUCCACCCUAAGCAGAAAUGUCUGAAGGAGAAGCUCACUCCACUUGAAACCUUUGAUGGGACUGAUCUGGUCCAAUACCCCGCCUGGCGGCUCAACGCCAUGGCCAAACUCCGCGUAAACGGCAGAGAUAUUGGCUCUCUUGAUGACCAGGCCUGUCUUUCUUUUGCAACCAUCCUCCCAACCUUUGACCAGAAGAUCCUAGAAGCCAAAGGACAGUUUUGGGAUGACGAAAUCAAGAUCGGCAUGCUUUAG